Musa acuminata subsp. malaccensis (wild Malaysian banana) is the source of this 1671-nucleotide messenger RNA. Its product is annotated as trimethyltridecatetraene synthase-like. The record is from RefSeq and is a predicted model, not a curated record. Lineage: Eukaryota; Viridiplantae; Streptophyta; Magnoliopsida; Zingiberales; Musaceae. Gene Ontology annotation, molecular function: monooxygenase activity; iron ion binding; heme binding.
AGCUCCAUCACAACAAGUGAUUGAACUCCUCUUCCUCCCUCCUCGUCACCAAUGGAGAUACCAUUGUCGGCCAUAUACUUGGCCAUUGUACUAGUUUUCACACUCCUCACAGCCCUCGCCGGCGGCCGCCGCCGCCGCAAACUCAACCUCCCACCUGGGCCGAGGCCGUGGCCCGUCAUUGGCAACCUCAACCUCAUUGGUCGUCUGCCUUACCGCUCCCUCGCCGCCCUCGCCCAAAAGCACGGCCCCCUGAUGCACCUCCGCUUCGGCUCCUUCCCGGUCGUCGUCGGCUCCUCCGUCGACAUGGCCAAGUUCUUCCUCAAGACCCAUGACCUCUCCUUCGUCUCUCGCCGCAAGACCGCCGCCGGCAAGUACACCUUCUACAACUACUCCGACAUCGGUUGGUCGCCUUACGGCCCCUACUGGCGGCAGGCACGCAGGAUCUGCAUCAUGGAGCUCUUCACCACCAAGCGGCUGGACUCCUACCAAUACAUCCGGGUGGAGGAGGUGCGCUGCCUCCUCCAGGACCUCUUCAGGUCCGCAGAGACGCCUGUCCUCCUCAAGGACCACCUUUUCACUAUCAACCUCAACAUCAUGAGCCGCAUGGUGUUGGGAAGGAAGUACACGCAGGAGCAGUCGUUGUCGUCGGUGGCGCCCACGGCGAUCGUCCCGCAGGAGGAGUUCAAGGAGAUGGUUGAGGAGCUGUUGCUGCUCAACGGCGUCAUCAACGUCGGCGACUUGAUACCCUGGCUGAACUUCCUGGACCUGCAGGGCUAUGUGAAGAGGAUGAAGAUGCUGGGCAAGAGGUUCGACAGGUUCCUGGAGCACGUGCUCGACGAGCACAACGAGCGGCGUCGCCGAGAAGGGAAGGCAUUCGUCCCCAGGGACAUGGCGGACGUGCUCUUGGAGUUGGCCGAUGAUGACGGUCUGGAAGUCAAGCUCGAGAGACAUUGCCUCAAGGCCUUCAUUCUGGACAUGUUCGUCGCCGGCACCGACACCUCCACCAUAACCAUUGAAUGGGCCAUCUCUGAGAUCCUCAAAAGACCCGAGACCUUCGACAAGGCAACCGAGGAACUGGACCGGGUGAUCGGCCGCGGCCGGUGGGUCGAGGAGGAGGACGUGCACCGCCUUCCGUACAUCGAGGCCAUCGUAAAGGAGACCAUGAGGAUGCACCCGGUGGCGCCCCUGCUCAUACCUCGGUUCUCCCGCGAGCACACCACCGUCGACGGCUACGACAUCCCCGCCAGGACGGGGGUGCUGGUGAACGUGUGGGCCAUCGGGCGCGACCCGGCCGUGUGGGACGCUCCGGAGGAGUUCCGGCCGGAGCGGUUCGUGGGUAGCCCGAUCGACGUGAAGGGACACCACUUCGAGCUGCUGCCGUUCGGGGCGGGUCGGCGGAUGUGCCCCGGGUACAGCCUCGGCCUGAAGCUGAUUGGGGAUGGCGUUGCUCAUGACGCACAGAACGAUGGUUCUGGUGUUUGGGGGGUAUGUGAGCUCCAUCGACGGGAUCGCGUUCUUCCGGCGGGGCCCGGUGGUUUGCCAGUUGCGAGGCUGCGCGGGAUGGCGUUCAAUCUGACGGAUAUCGGCGGGAUCGGGGGUGGGAAGACGCUGAACUCCGCGUUUUCUUCUCCUCCAACCACAAGGCAGGUAGGCAACGCGAGGCGGUCCUAA